AUGUCGCGCCAUCAUCCCGAUCUCGUCAUGUGCCGCAAGCAGGCCGGCAUUGCCAUUGGCCGCCUCUGCGACAAGUGUGACGGAAAGUGUCCCGUCUGCGAUUCUUACGUCCGACCCACGACCCUCGUCCGCAUUUGCGAUGAGUGCUCCUUCGGCAACUACCAGAACAAGUGCGUCGUCUGCGGCGGUGAGGGUAUCUCGGACGCCUUCUAUUGCUUCGAGUGCACGCGACUCGAGAAGGACCGCGAUGGGUGCCCCAAGAUUAUCAAUCUGGGUAGUUCUCGAACCGACCUGUUCUACCAGAAGAAAACGAAUCGCACGGCGACGUACUAG
Colletotrichum truncatum is the source of this 333-nucleotide messenger RNA. RefSeq lists its product as uncharacterized. Lineage: Eukaryota; Fungi; Ascomycota; Sordariomycetes; Glomerellales; Glomerellaceae. Gene Ontology annotation, biological process: mRNA splicing, via spliceosome. The record is from RefSeq and is a predicted model, not a curated record. Gene Ontology annotation, cellular component: U2 snRNP; catalytic step 2 spliceosome; precatalytic spliceosome.